This is a messenger RNA of Schizosaccharomyces osmophilus, 1494 nucleotides long. It is a transcript of the gene nmd3, whose product is annotated as ribosome export adaptor Nmd3. Lineage: Eukaryota; Fungi; Ascomycota; Schizosaccharomycetes; Schizosaccharomycetales; Schizosaccharomycetaceae. Gene Ontology annotation, molecular function: ribosomal large subunit binding. The transcript has a single exon. Bases 1 to 1494 code for a protein of 497 amino acids. The record is from RefSeq and is a predicted model, not a curated record. Gene Ontology annotation, biological process: ribosomal large subunit export from nucleus. Gene Ontology annotation, cellular component: nucleus; cytoplasm.
AUGGAUAUUGACGGUGGAAAUUUUGGCUAUGCAAUGGAGCCUGCACAGCCCACGGCUUCAAGAAUUUUAUGUUGUGAAUGUGGCGUCCCUACCGAGCCUAAUGCGGCAGCAAUGUGUAUGGAUUGUAUCAAAUUAAAAGUCGAUGUUACAACCGGAAUUACUCGUGAGGGUACCAUCAAUCACUGCCGUGAAUGUGAACGUUACAUGCAACCUCCAAACCAUUGGAUUUUGGCACCCAACGAAUCUCGAGAGCUGAUGGCCAUUUGCUUGAAAAAACUUCGUGGCUUAAAUCAGGUCCGGUUAAUUGAUGCUAACUUCAUUUGGACCGAGCCUCAUUCCAGAAGACUGAAGCUCAAGCUUACAGUCCAAAAAGAAGCUUUCACUAAUACCAUUUUACAACAGGCUUUUCAGGUUGAAUUCGUUGUAAACAACACACAAUGUCCUGACUGUGCUCGUACAUACACCCCUCAUAUCUGGAGAGCAGUUGUUCAAUGUCGUCAAAAGGUGCUCCAUAAACGUACAUUCUUGUAUCUUGAACAAGUUAUUCUGAAGAACCGUGCACAUUUGGUUACUGUUAACAUUAAAGAAACCAAGGAUGGUAUCGAUUUUUUCUUUGCUCAAAGAGCCCACGCAACUAAGAUGAUUGAGUUCUUAAGUAGUGUUGUACCUAUCCGCUUUAAGACCAGUGAAGAACUUAUUAGUGAAGACUUCAAAUCUAACACUGCCAAUUAUAAGUUUACAUACUCUACUGAGAUUGUACCCAUUUGCAAGGAGGACCUCGUUUGCUUGCCCAAGCCGGUCGCUAAGGCACAUGGUAGUAUUGCGCAACUCGUCUUGUGUAUCAAGGUUGGUCCUUCACUUCGUUUUAUGGAUCCAUUGACUUUGCAUACUGCGGAUAUGUUGCCUGCUUCUUACUGGCGCUCACCCUUCCCUUCGUUGGCGGAUCUUACUGAACUUACCGAGUUUAUUGUAGCCGACGUUGACUUCCUUGGUCCCACGAACGGAAAAUACGCUCUUGCUGAUGUUGAACUCAUCAAGUCGUCUGAUGGAUCCACUCAUAUCACUCGUACUCAUCUUGGCUCCUUACUAAAUGCAGGUGAUACGGUCAUGGGUUAUCAUUUAUCUGUCACAAAUUUCAAUAAUGAAGUUUUUGACACCUUAAAGGAAGAGACUAUUCCUGAGAUUGUGCUAGUCAAGAAAACCUUCCCUCGCAAAAGCAGGAACCGUAACUGGAAGCUUAAAUCUAUUGGCAUGCAACAAGCUGAAGACCUUAAAAAACAAGAUGUUGACCGUCAAGAGCAUGACUACGAAAUAUUCUUGCGCAAUUUGGAAGAAGAUCCUGAGCUUCGUCAAGGCGUUAAUCUCUAUAAGAGUAACACUCCAAAGGCCUCAGCUAACGAUGCUGAAAUGGAUGAGGAAGACGAAGUCGACGAAAAUGUUCCUCCUAUUUCUGUCGAUGAACUUUUGGAUGAUGUUGAGUCAAUGCGUAUUUAA